Brassicogethes aeneus is the source of this 2739-nucleotide messenger RNA. The record is from the annotation of a GenBank genome assembly. Lineage: Eukaryota; Metazoa; Arthropoda; Insecta; Coleoptera; Nitidulidae.
AUGUUAAUAGGAAGGAGUACUUGUGUCGUUCUACAAGUUAUAGUGCUUGUUUAUGGGAAUGUUAGUGUUAACGAUCAGGAUAGAGAUAAAAGAAACAUUGGAACAGUUUUAAGAAAUGUCGCAGAUAUUUUUGGAUAUGAUGUUCAGAAAAGACCAACAGUAAUUCCACCCCCUCCACCAACAACUGCUCCUCCACCCCCACCGCCUCCUCCACCUCCAAAACCACCCGCAAGACCUCCUCCUCCUCCUCCAUCAAGAAGGCCGCCUCCUCCACCACCAGUUAUAACUCCUCCUCCAUUACUUACCGAUAGUGUAAGAAAAACUUUCAAUCUUAAUUUUAAUUGGAAUAGAAGUGUACAGCCUCCUUCACCCCCUGCUCCUCCAGCGCCACCUCAACAACCUCCUUCGCCGCCUCCACCUCCUCAAAACCCACCCCCGCCACCUCCACCCCCUCAAAAACCACGCCCGCCACCUCCACCCCCUCAAAACCCACCCCCGCCACCUCCACCCCCUCAAAAACCACGACCUCCAAAACCAGCACCUCCCCCAUCUUCCAAAAUACCUCAAAACUACCGAGACUACGAAGAAGAAGAGGAGGAAGAUGAAAAAGAAAGGUACCAAAACGAAGAGGAGGAAGAGAAUGACAGACCUGAAAGAAUCCAGUUAAAUUUUCCUGAUUUCUCCAACGAGGAAGAAAGUGAUAGAAGAAGAGAUGUCAACAUCCAAUUGCUAGAUGCAGCCCACAACAAGAAAAAGUUUAAGAAAGAAUUUGAUAAUUUUUGGGAAAACUCGCCCUUUACUGUGAAUAAUGGUUACAAAUUUAUUGCACCUCCCGUUGAUACGGAAAGAGGUAACUUUGAUCCUUUAAGUGACUACUCCGACCCCACGCAUAACUCAGUACGAAGUUCCCGGCAAUACAACGAAAAUCAAAAUACUUUUUACUCUGAAGAGCAACCAGAAACUGUAAACGAUCAUAUUCUUGAUUAUUACGGUACGAAAUUCGCAAAUGAUGCGGAAUACAAACAAAAAUUGAUCCAACCUCAGUAUUAUGAUCCAUAUUACAAUUCCUAUGUGCAACCUUCGCAUAUUAAUUUACAAGAGUAUACAGAACAAUACGAAGAAGUCACCACCAUUCAGCCUAGUCAACCCUUGGCGAUAAAUGUCCCUGAUUAUUCUUCAAACAGUGAAGAACUAAACCAACCACAAAACGAACCUUAUCAUCCUUUGGGCAGUGAAGAAACAACCAACGAAGAACAAAGAGCACCGAAUCAAAAACCCCUGGAAAAUAUUUACGUUAUUAACGAUUAUAACGAAGAAGAUGACAUUGCCACAGUAACCAAAGUACCUAGUGAAAAUGAUCCAGUUGAAAACCAAAAAUCCCCAGAAAGCAUACAUAAAUAUUACGACGACGUUAAGCAACAUUACAAUUACAAUAACCCUUACUUAGCCUAUCCUAAUUACCAUGAUAACUACGAAAAAAGUCCAGAAAAUCCUUAUAAACAAGAACAAGCAUUGAGAGAAGAAGUAACAAGGAAUGAAGACAAAGAAAUACAAUCAAAUCAAGAAAACUAUGAUGAGGAUGAAAAAAGACAAAAUUUGAAAAAUGAAGAUAAUAAAUUUGAAAAACAUGUUGAAUUUAAUAAUCCCGAUGAAAAUUUUGCUGUAGAAAAUGUUGAAAAUAAAGAAAAUUAUCACAAAUCCAGCGAGAAACAAAUUGAAAAUAAUGAAGAGGGAGAUGAAGUUUAUGCUAAAGAAAAUAUUCAAGACGCGUUGGAAAGAGGACAGUACAAAGAUAAAGAACAAGAUUUGGAAAAUGAAGAUUUAAAGGAAAAUGAAGAUGAGGGUAGUAAUGAUGAGAAAAAAGAAGAUGUAAAGGAAUCUAAAGAUGACAAAGAAGAAAGUGAAGAUUUGGAAAAUGAAAAUGUAAAAGAAGAAGAAGAAGAAGAAUAUAUGGACGAAAAUAAAACACAAGAAGAAUAUAAUAAAAAACAACGUGAUGAAUUUAAGGAAAAUUUAAAAGAAUUGGACAAAUUUAUUGAUGAUCACUUUCAAAGCAAUAUAAAAAAUAAUAAAGAUAAUCAUAAACAAGGCAAGUUUAAAAUAACUAAUGGCCCUGAAAAUCUUAGAGAGGAAAGUAAAAGACAAUCAGAAUACACUAAAGAUUGCAACGAGAAAGUAAGUGAGAAACCUAGGUAUAAAUCAAGUAAAUAUGGUGGACAUAAAAAGUUGGAGAAAAAACCGUCAGUUUUGCAAGUAAUUGAAAAAUAUCAAAAACCAAGAAAGCCCCAUACGACCACACGAAGACCAAAACAAAAAUAUGAAGCAACUAGAAGCGAAGAGGUGAUAGUAGCCCCGUUAUUCUCCGGUGUUUUAAAUUUUGGGGCUCUUAACGAAAUGGCCAAGCCAAGCAAAUUUUCCAUACCCAUUGAAAUGGACUACAGUGGUUCCCAGAAGAAUUUGGUUAAGUCCAAGUUAAAAAGUAAAUUUGUCCCAUACACCAAAAGUGGAAUUGUCAGGGGAAAACGCAAUGUAAGCUGGUAUGUUCCAGAUAGGUAUUCAUCAGAUGCUGAAUAUAAAUUCCCAGAAGUAAAAGAACCAGAUUAUGCUAAAUUGGAAGCGAAAGACUAUGCAGAAGAUAAAGAUGAAAAAUUGUCGCCCAACGCAAGAAUCUUUAACAAACAUUCCGGAUCCAAAAAAACAAUAAUACGAGUCAAUAAACACAUUACGCAAUCAUAUUAA